CAUGUUCGGUCGUCACGUCGGUGCACACGUCAUUAGCUCAUAACAUCAGUUAUAUUUUAUUAUUGCCAACAUUUAGUUAUUUUACAAAGCUGUCGCCGUUGUAUAAGAAAGUUUAAAAAAAAAAAGACGUUAGGAAGCAAAAAAAGAGUCGACCGCCACAACCGAAAUGAUGAUGCUGCAGAACCCUCUGUUCCAGGAGUACAACACGGCCCUGUCGCAGCUGAUAGAACUGCAUCAACAGCAAAGACACCGGUUCCAGCAGCGACAACAGCACGUACUGCAACAGCAGCAGCGCGGCGCCUUCCAGGCUUAUGGUUGUGUAGAAGGAACGAGGAGCGCCAGUCACGGUAGCGCAGAGUCCGACGGUGGCUUGAGCUCUUCGUCGCCGAGGCCUUGCAAGCCGUUCACCAUCGAUGCCAUACUGGGGCUGCAAGGUGCCCCCGAUCAAUCCUGCCCCCCUGUGGGGAUCACAGCGGCCACCGCGCUGGACUUCUCCACCGGCGGAGCGGCCUCGGCUAUCGCACAUACCAAAAAGUCCAAAGAAGACAAAAUCGAUGGAUCUCUCAAGAAACACGGUUGUUCGGGUAAGUCGAAAAGAGUGCGGACCAUUUUUACCCCGGAACAAUUAGAAAGGCUUGAAAUGGAAUUCGAACGGCAGCAGUACAUGGUGGGACCCGAAAGGCUAUACUUAGCGCACACUCUACAGCUCACCGAAGCACAGGUCAAAGUAUGGUUUCAAAAUCGCCGGAUAAAAUGGAGAAAACAACAUUUGGAAAUCCAACAACAGAGACUGGCCAACAUACACCAGAGAACAACGCAGGAUAACGUUCAGGAAUGCGAAGAAGACGAAGAUUCCGAAACGGACACAAACAACUGUUCCUUUUACACAUAAAAUGCCCAAACAGCAUAUAUCUCUAACUCCCCCCCAAAAAAAAUGAUGAAGCCCAUUUUUCUACUACAUUUUGUAUCUUAUAGUUGUGAACACUAAUUUGUAAAUAGUAAACUACAAUAAUACUUUUUGAGAUUAUGAUAAUAUGUAAUCUACACCCAACGCACAAUAUUAUGUAGAAAUACCUAACUGGUAUGAUAAUUGCUAAUAAUUCAUAAUAGGAUAUCAUGCAAUAAUAUUAUUUAUUUAUUUUAUAUAUACUUAAGUGGAAACCACCAGGAAAACGCAUGAAAUAUACGCGGGUUCGCUGGAGGCUGUUUAUUUUAGGAAAAAAGAGUUUUAGAAACUUAAUUGUCUAUCACUACUAUUAUAAAAUAUAAUAAAUUAUAUAUACUGUGUAUUAUGAUUUAUAGCUAUUAUAUUAUUAUUAUUAUUUUCUAGAAACCUACCAUUUAUUAUCAAC
Molecule: messenger RNA, 1352 nt
Organism: Adelges cooleyi (spruce gall adelgid)
Lineage: Eukaryota; Metazoa; Arthropoda; Insecta; Hemiptera; Adelgidae
Product: homeobox protein engrailed-like ceh-16
Exons: 3
Coding region: 167-892 (241 amino acids)
Biological process (GO): central nervous system development; regulation of DNA-templated transcription; neuron differentiation
Molecular function (GO): DNA binding; DNA-binding transcription factor activity, RNA polymerase II-specific
Source: RefSeq, a predicted model, not a curated record